AGAAAACAGAAUUAGUGCACCGAGAAAAUACAGAGAAGAGUAAAGGCUAUAACAAACAUUUGGCAGGUGUUAGGGAGCACUAAGACAUUUAUGUUCAAAAAGCAACAAAAAAUACACCAUAUACUUCCAUCCCUCGUGAGAAACGUCGAACACCUGCGCUUCAGAGCCACUUGCGUCGUGACGACACGGCCGUACGUCCUAUAGACGCACGUCGGUUUCCUGAACAUACUGUUUAUACACAAAAAAACAGUCUUUAUACGCGACGUACUUAAGACACGUCUAAUGACGUAGGUACGUCAGUCGGCACGCCCGUACGUACGUCCGUGCGUGUCCUAGACACGCCCCCUGGAAACAACCCAGUUCUGUGGCAGUGCGCUCCCUAGCUUCUAGCUUCUUGCCACAACAGUGCCUCCGAUUCACAAGGCGUCCGUAGCCCGGCCGCGGCUACAGCAGCGCGCAGUCGCGCCACCUGUUCGGACGCCAUCGCAGGCCUUUCGGAAGCUCGCGCUGGUUUUUUAUUGUGUCGGAUCUCCCGUUUCCCGGGUGGGGCAUGAGAAGCCCCGAGUGUCCGUGAGGACCGCCGCGCUGAAGGAUGCUGCCGCUUCCCAGGAGCGGAGGGAGCGGCGGGAGCGGCCGGACCCGGGUUCGAGCGGGAGCGCUUCUGUGUGCGCUUCUGCUUGCUGUCAGCCCCAGUGUGCCGGCAGACAAAUGUCCCCGACUGGACUGUGCCCUCGAGGGGCGGCACUUCUGCCAGCCUGGCUCCUCCCACUGCGGCCCGUGCCUCACCCCAUUGGUGGAGAAUGACCACGGGCAUUGCGUACCCACCAAGAGACACGCCCACUCAAGCAGGACCGCCACACUUCCUGAGCUAGAUGAGCAGAUUGACCUUUUGUCCUCUAUCAUUGCCAAGCAGCAGGAGGCAGAGGAGCAGUUUUCAGCAGCGAACCGCUCUCCGGCACCCGCUAAUGGACGGCCGAUCGCUCCCCCAAAUCCGGAGCGCAGCGCCAAUUCGACGAUGACGGCGCCCCCCGAGAGCAGGGGCAACGAACCCACGACAACCCCGCAUCCGGCACCGGUGCCGACGGGACGAACUGGACCUCUCAUCGUGCCCUACCCCUCGAAGGACACUCUCUUCAUCGUAAUGAUAUCUCUCUGCGUCUUCGUGGGAAUCAUAGCCCUGAUCCUGGCUGCUGUCUGCGUCAUAAGGUUGCAAAAGAGUCUGCAGCUUGCCCAGAAGGUGGAUUAUCCAGCCUUCGGCUCAACGGAUUCAAAGAUCUCUGAGAAAACGCAAGGGGAUAAGAAUCUGGCCCAAAGUGCACAGAUGUACCAUUAUCAGCAUCAGAAGCAGCAGAUGUUGUCUUUGGAGAAGCACAAAGACGAUCCCAAGAUCCCCGAGUCUGGUGCCACAUCUGAUGAAGAAAACGAGGACGGCGACUUCACGGUGUACGAGUGUCCUGGCUUGGCACCGACCGGAGAGAUGGAAGUGAAGAAUCCGCUAUUUGAUGACUGUGGUCUACAUCCCCAAAGGAAACACAAGUAGACGACACAUACGCACAUUCAUACAUACAAACAUACAUGAGACAUGCAAAGGACACUUAUUAGAUCAUUUAAACACGAGAACACAGCCAGAUUGUACAUAUAGAUUACAGGUCUCGGUAUCAGCCCACCAAUACGUGUGCUUCCAUGCACGCGCUGUUUCCUGCUUCCUCUGGAAUGCCUCUGAAAUGCCCCAUCAUGCUCUCCCAUGGGAAUGAAAAAAACGGAAAGUCAGAAGUGAGGAGGAAGGUGUAUAAAGCUCCUGAACACAGUGCUUCUGGCGAGAUGGACAUGGGUCAGCAAGGACUUUGGAGGGACCUAGACGUACAACCCCUGGUGGAAAUCCACCCUCAAGCCUUUCAUAUCCCAAAUUGUCUCGAUUGAUCAUUACCUGGUGUCUCAGAUUCUUCAUCGUCCCUUCCUCACUUCUUCAGUUCUGAAUAUAAAGGAUUAGUUUCCUUCUAUGUGUUAUUUUUUGAUUUUGAUAGAACUAUUGUGAUCUUUUCUUCUGGGACUUGAAGUGUGAUUCUCGUUUAAUGCAGCCUGCAUCCAAAGCUCUUCUGUGAUUGAAAUGCAAUGAGAACUAUGCAUUGUUUUCUUUUUCUCCCUUUACCUAUAGGUUCACACAAACACACACACAUAUAUACAUACUUAUUUAAUAGGGCAGGUACUUUCUGAACAUCCUGCCAAAAAGACCCUUUCGCUCCUUUGCCUUCCUCGAAGGAACCACACUACUGUACAGUUCUGAAUCUGGUGGGUCAGAACUAAGAUGGUUAUUAAACUGUCGUCUUCUGCCGAAAUACACGGCAGACGUGAAGCAGACUGCGGAAAGUCGUGUGAGUUCUUUGUGUCGAACUUCCCACUCCACCCAGACCCUGCCUUUCUCACUCCUCUGCACACCCUGGCAAAAAGGCAUUCUGGGAAAGCUUGAUUUGAAAAGAGGUGUUUUUCCAGCUUUAGGGACAUUCCAAUCCAUAUCUUUUAUACCUCUGAUGUUCCUGGGGCCCAAAUCUCCCAAUAGUUUAUUGAAUCAGUAGCUUUAGACAAUUAGAAAUAAAUGUAAAUGUAGCGGACUAAUACAUGAAAGGUACCAGGAUAGGAUAUUUGAAUUUAAUUUUGCAGUUUUCCCAGUUCCGCUGCAGAUUUAAACCGAUUUUGUAGCAACGCUAAGAUUCAUCCAUAAGUUUCGCUUAGGUUUAUGUUCAGCUUUUUUACGUUAAGUGUAAUAUACUGUGAGAUCACUGUUUGUGCUUUGUCUUUUUCAUUUUAUUUAAUGGGGGGAAUAUUUAGAAUUUCCUUUGAAUUAUGGUCAUCUAUGUUUCCAAACAGUUCUGAGGGUUUGAACUUAUUUGAUUUUUUUUUUGAUAUUAUAGA
Messenger RNA from Scleropages formosus (Asian bonytongue), 2910 nucleotides. It is a transcript of the gene npdc1a, whose product is annotated as neural proliferation, differentiation and control, 1a. The coding region runs from base 593 to 1540 and encodes 315 amino acids. Gene Ontology annotation, cellular component: membrane. The record is from RefSeq and is a predicted model, not a curated record. The transcript has 9 exons. NCBI's taxonomy places the organism in Eukaryota, Metazoa, Chordata, Actinopteri, Osteoglossiformes, Osteoglossidae.